AUGCUUCUUUCGAUCUGCAACUUUCGGCUUCUUCCGUUUGAUACGGCUCCUUGGACACUUCAGCCUGGUUCGAGCAUUCGCAACUUCAAUGUCCAUAUCGGUUCGACUCAAUGCUUCGACAUUAGUCAUGACUACGAUUUCGACCAAUUCACAAACGAGUUCGCUAAAAUUGCUGCGAUUAAUGACGUGGUCUCUAACUACCGCGUCCUUAUCGCUGACGUUAGCCGCCUGACGGAGCGUGAUGUACCUCAGGCUAUUCAGAUCCAGGGUACAAACGCUGGUUGCCAGGGAACAAAGAUGCUUGUUUUGGUUGUAAGCGAACAAGAGCUCUUCUACGAUCGUCUAACGGGUGAGGUUUUAGAUUUUACCACGGCUUAG
Molecule: messenger RNA, 378 nt
Organism: Phytophthora infestans T30-4
Lineage: Eukaryota; Oomycota; Peronosporomycetes; Peronosporales; Peronosporaceae
Exons: 3
Coding region: 1-378 (125 amino acids)
Source: RefSeq, a predicted model, not a curated record